Artibeus jamaicensis (Jamaican fruit-eating bat) is the source of this 1750-nucleotide messenger RNA. Its product is annotated as melanoma-associated antigen 10-like. The record is from RefSeq and is a predicted model, not a curated record. The transcript is spliced from 6 exons. The coding region runs from base 387 to 1472 and encodes 361 amino acids. Lineage: Eukaryota; Metazoa; Chordata; Mammalia; Chiroptera; Phyllostomidae. Gene Ontology annotation, cellular component: nucleus. Gene Ontology annotation, biological process: negative regulation of transcription by RNA polymerase II.
AGUGAGGAAACCAGAGAGAAAAGUCCUGGGCUCCGGCAGGUGCCAAGGAAGGGGAAGGCCUUGGUGUGAGCUGGUGACAGCAGCGGAGGGAAGAGUCCCAGCAUCUGUGAGGAGUCAAGGGAGGACAGGGCCUUUGUCUGAGUACAAAGGCAGGUCAGCUGCGCCGGCCACAUCAGGUCUGAAGAGGGGGAGUCACACCUCUAGCGGGAGUCCAGGAAAGGACCCUUGGUGAGGAACAAAGGUUCCUAGGAGACAAACCGUCCGGGAAGACAGGAGCCCUCCCUGUGAGGCCUUAGAGCACCCCUUAACAAGGAGACCUGCUCGUGGGAUCUCACCUCCCAAACUCCUGCUCACACUUGCGCCUGCGGCUCCCAACAAGACUCAACAUGUCUCGCUUUUCAAAGCAUCCACGCCUCACAGCUGAGCCCAGCUCUGUGGCCCAAAGUGAGAUGCAGCUUUCCGUACCUAGGGAGGAGGAGGAGGAGGAAUCCUCUUGCUCUUUCAGCUUCUCCUACCUCUCCAGCUCCUCCUCUACUCCUUCCUCUCCUGUAAUGCCAGGUACUGGAGAGGAGGAGGAGGAGGAGAAGGAGGAGGAGGAAAAGGACGAGGAGGAGGAAGAGGAGGAGGAAGAAGAGCAGGAGCAGCCUGCUGCCCAGACACCAGGUCCUCCCCUGAGUCCUCAGAGAUAUGCGGCGCAGAGCAUGUCCGAUGGAGCCUCCGGUGGCCCAGAGAGUGAGGAGACAAGCUCCCCGCAGGCCUCUGCAGACCCCGAUUCUAUGGACAUAGAUCCACUAGAAGAGAAGGUGGCCAAUUUGGUGCAUUUCAUGGUCUUUAAGUAUCGACUGAGGAGGUCUGUUACAAGGGAAGAAUUGCUGAAAGUUGUUAAGAGAAGGGACAGGGCUCAAUUCCCUGUGAUCUUUCAGAAGGCUUGUAAGUGCUUGGAGGUGAUCUCUGGUGUUGAUGUGAAGGAAGUGGACCCUGCCACCCACUCCUAUGUCCUUGUCAACUCACUGGAUCUCACCUAUGACGAGAUGCUCGGUGACCUCCAGAGCAUGCCUAAAAACGGCCUCCUGAUAAUCAUCCUGGGUCUGAUCUUUUUAGACGGCAACUGCGCCCUUGAGCAAAACAUCUGGGAGUUCCUGAGUAUGCUGGGAGUGUAUCCUGGGAGGAAGCACUUCAUUUAUGGAGAGCCUAGGAAGCUCAUCACCGAAGUUUGGGUGCGGGAAAAUUACCUGCUGUACCAGCAGGUGCCUGACAGUGACCCUCCACGCUACACGUUCAUGUGGGGUCCCAGGGCCCAUGCUGAGACCAGCAAGCUGCAAGUUCUAGAAUUUUUGGCCAAGAUCAAAGGGACUGACCCCACUUCCUUCUCAUGCUGGUAUGAGGAGGCUUUAAGAGAUGACAGAGAGAAAGCCGAGGCCAGAGCUGCCCCCAGGGGUCGUGCGGCUGCCCCCUGCAAGGCACGGAAGUAGUCUGUAGCCUCUCCUUCCCCAGCUGAAGAACGAGCCCGAAUCCUCACUGUGUGUCUGGAAAGGGCGCUCACAGUUCCAAGGAGAGGAGGGCCAGAGUGAGGGCCAGGCUGGGGAGAAGACAGUGCACAGCAGCUCUGUCUUCCUAUGCUGCAUAGGGGACCUGGAGGCUUACCUUGUUUUUCCCCCCUUUUGGUGUGUUUCAAGUGCUGUUGCUUGUAGUGAGGAGUUCACGAGCUUUGGGAUCUAAGUUGAUGAAGCAAAUUCGCGUCGCAUGCAUC